CCGUCUCGGCGCGCGGUUCCGGUUCCGGCGGCGGGCGGGGCGGCGCGGGAGGAUGGAGGCGCGCGUGGCGCAGGCGGCCGCCCGGCUCGCGCGGCAGGUGAGGGGAAGAUUUCUAGUACUCAGCUGACCAAAGAGCCCUUGGAGAUGUCAGCAUGACUUCAUGUAGUUCCCGCAGCUUCUCAUGAGGUGGUCAUCAGUUCACACUCAGAGGAUUGCUGAAACUUUCUGAAGAAGAGGAGCAGAAAACAAGGAAAACGAAAUUAAGUGCUUAACUGCAGAAAUUGAGCACCUGAAGAACUUUGGGUGCUUGGGAGUCUCCCCGAGUUUGGAAGGAUUACGAGACGAAAACGCAAAACUUAAAUAUCGCUUAAACUUUCUUCGAAAGAGCCUUCAAGAGGAAAGAAGUAAACCAGUGAGAAGCAUGAUCAACAUCAACAGCUGUCUUCAAGAGAUCUUUGGAGCUGCCAUUCAGGCUGCCUACCCAGAUUUAGAAAACCCUCCGCUCGUGGUGACACCAAGUCAGCAGCCCAAAUUUGGGGAUUACCAGUGUAACAGUGCCAUGGGCAUAACACAGAUACUGCUCAAAACCACGGAACAGAAGGUCAGCCCGAGAGAAAUCGCUGAGAAGAUUUCGAAAAAUAUUCCUGCCAAUGACUGCAUCGAGAAGGUUGAAAUCGCCGGUCCUGGUUUUAUCAAUGUCCACUUGAGAAAAGAUUUUGUAUCAAAGCAGCUGAGCAGUUUACUGGUGAAUGGAGUUCAACCACCAGCUCUUGGCAAAAGGAAAAAGGUGGUGGUGGAUUUCUCUUCCCCUAACAUCGCAAAGGAGAUGCACGUUGGUCACCUGCGGUCAACCAUCAUUGGAGACAGUAUGUGCCGCCUGUUCGAGUUUGCAGGUUACGAUGUUUUGAGGUUAAACCAUUUAGGAGAUUGGGGCACCCAGUUUGGAAUGCUCAUUGCUCACCUCCAAGACAAAUUUCCAGAUUACUUGACCAUUUCUCCUCCCAUCGGGGAUCUCCAAGCUUUCUACAAGGAAUCCAAGAGGAGAUUUGACACAGAGGAGGAAUUCAAGAAGCGUGCCUACCAAUGUGUGGUGAUGCUGCAGAGCAAAAACCCGGACUUCAUCAAAGCAUGGAACCUGAUAUGCGACGUGUCUCGGAAAGAGUUUCAGAAAAUCUACACCUGCUUGGACAUUACACUCACAGAGAGAGGGGAAUCGUACUACCAGGAAAUGAUGAAAGACAUUGUGCAAGAAUUUGAAGACAAAGGAUUCGUCCAGGUGGAUGAUGGGCGGAAGAUCGUCUUUGUCCCAGGUUGCUCAGUCCCCUUGACAAUCAUGAAAUCAGAUGGAGGCUACACAUACGACACAUCCGACUUAGCCGCUCUUAGACACAGGCUGUGUGAGGAGAAGGCAGAUAUCAUUAUCUAUGUUGUCGAUAGUGGGCAGUCGGUGCAUUUGCAAACAGUGUUUGCAGCUGGACAGAUGAUCGGCUGGUAUGAUCCCAAAGUGACCAGAGUGGCCCAUGCUGCAUUCGGAGUGGUGCUGGGAGAGGACAAGAAAAAGUUCAAAACUCGUUCAGGGGAUACAGUGCGUCUUAUAGAUCUGCUGGAAGAAGGGCUGAAACGAGCCAUGGACAAGCUGAAAGACAAGGAACGAGACAAGGUCCUCAGUGAGGAAGAGCUGAGAGCUGCCCAGACAUCAGUUGCUUUCGGAUGUAUUAAAUAUGCAGAUCUCUCCCACAACAGACUAAACGAUUAUGUAUUCUCCUUUGACAAGAUGCUGGAUGACCGAGGAAAUACAGCUGCUUAUUUGCUGUAUGCCUUCACACGGAUCAGAGCUAUUGCUCGCUUGGCCAGUAUUGAUGAGGAGAUGCUGCAGAAGGCAGCCAGAGAGGAGGUGCUCAUCCUUGAUCAUGAGAAGGAAUGGAAACUGGGCAAGUGUCUCCUGAGGUUCCCUGAGAUCGUGCAGAAGAUCCUGGAAGACCUGUUGCUGCAUACGCUCUGUGACUACCUCUAUGAGCUGGCCACAACCUUCACUGAGUUCUAUGACAACUGCUACUGUGUCGAGAAGGACAGGCAGAGUGGCCAGAUCGUGAAGGUGAACAUGUGGAGGCUGCUGCUGUGUGAGGCCACUGCAGCUGUCAUGGCCAAGGGCUUUGACAUCCUGGGGAUUAAACCUGUGCAGAGGAUGUAGCUGUGCCAUUAAAGUCACUCGUUGGUCUGGCA
Messenger RNA from Dromaius novaehollandiae (emu), 2223 nucleotides. It is a transcript of the gene RARS1, whose product is annotated as arginyl-tRNA synthetase 1. NCBI's taxonomy places the organism in Eukaryota, Metazoa, Chordata, Aves, Casuariiformes, Dromaiidae. Gene Ontology annotation, cellular component: cytoplasm. Bases 422 to 2191 code for a protein of 589 amino acids. The transcript has 17 exons. Gene Ontology annotation, biological process: arginyl-tRNA aminoacylation. The record is from RefSeq and is a predicted model, not a curated record. Gene Ontology annotation, molecular function: ATP binding; arginine-tRNA ligase activity.